Molecule: messenger RNA, 1974 nt
Organism: Fusarium musae
Lineage: Eukaryota; Fungi; Ascomycota; Sordariomycetes; Hypocreales; Nectriaceae
Exons: 3
Coding region: 1-1974 (657 amino acids)
Biological process (GO): carbohydrate metabolic process
Molecular function (GO): hydrolase activity, hydrolyzing O-glycosyl compounds
Source: RefSeq, a predicted model, not a curated record
AUGACGUAUCCCCGCCCCGAUUUCGAGCGUAACCCACUUCGUUGGGAGUCUCUCAACGGACAAUGGGAUUUCCUCUUUGAUGAUGGAGAUUCCGGCCUCAACGAGAAUUGGCAGCGUAAAGGCCUCCCAGAGAAGGUCAAUGUCGACACUUCUGCCAAUCGCAAAGAAACUGGUCAGAAUGACAGCGUGGUACAGAAGAUCAUGGGUGAUGCCCAUUCUCUUAUUCAGAACAACGUCUUUGCUUCAUCUACGCAGACUACCAACUCAAAAACCAAAAUCAAUGUCCCAUGUGUUUUCCAAUCUCCUGCUUCUGGUAUCAAUGACCGUGGCGUUCAUGAGGUUAUGUGGUAUGAGCGUGUCAUCUCAGACUUGCGAUCAGCCCAGGAGAAGGAGAAGGGACACAAACUGGUCUUGAGAUUUGGUGCUGUUGAUUAUGAGGCUAGUGUUUGGGUCAAUGGAGAAUACGUCGGUGGUCAUCGUGGCGGUCACGUUCCCUUCGAAAUUGACAUUACUGAUGCCGUGGAUGCCGCUAAGGAUGCAACAACUCACCGAGUCACUUUGCGCGUCUAUGAUUCGGCUUAUGAUCUUACACAACCUCGAGGCAAACAAUACUGGGCUGCCAAGCCAGAGACUAUCUUCUACACCCCAUCUGGUGGUAUCUGGCAGUCUGUUUGGCUAGAGGUUGUUCCCAGUGCUCGUAUUGCUGAUAGCUCUUAUGGAACAGUUAUCAAGUCCAAUGAUAUCCAAUCUGGCCAGCUUCGAAGCACCAUCGCUGUCAAGGGACGCAGAAUUGGAAAGGGCUAUUCUGUCGAGCUUGAAUCCAGCUUUGCUGGUAUUCCUGUUGCUAAAUCGGACAAGAAGGCUCUUCCCCGAGAGACGAGCUCCGUUGGCGUUGAGCUGAACAUGCGCCUGUCCGAAGAGCAGAGAUCCAAGCUAUCCAAGUCUGUCACUGAAAGUGCCCCUCUUGACAACGACUUUGCUUGGCGCGAUGGUGUUGCACUCUGGUCUCCUGAGCAUCCCCAACUCUAUGACCUCGUUAUUCGCCUUUAUGAUGACGCUGAGAACGUCAUCGACGAAGUCAGGACAACCACCGGUAUGAGAAACAUCAACUGGACAACAGGAGAUGGUACCUGGCGACUCAAUGACAAGCCCUACUUCCAGGCUCUCUGCCUAGACCAAGGGUACUGGCCUGAGACCUUCAUGACUCCUCCUAGCUCCGAGAGUCUCAAGCUAGAUAUUGAGCUCGCCAAGAAGAUGGGCCUCAACGGUUGCAGAAAGCACCAGAAGGUUGAGGAUCCCCUCUUCUACUACUGGGCUGACAAGCUUGGCUUCCUCGUCUGGGGUGAGAUUGCGAAUGCUUAUGCGUUCAGUGCUGAGUAUGUUGAUCGAUUCAACGCCGAGUGGACUGAAGCUGUCAAGCUGGUUAUCAACCGUCCAUCGGUCGUGACAUGGACUCCUGUGAAUGAAAGUUGGGCUUAUCCUAACCUUGAGGAUAACGCUGAUCAGCGUAACCAUAUUCGUCAGCUCUACCAUCUCACCAACGAUGGCCCUGAGAUCGAAAAGACCUGCUCCACUCUUGAGGGCAUCAUUGGCCCCAAGGCUGGUCGAGGUGUUUUCCUACCCCCUAUUCCUGGUGCUGAUGAGGGCUCUAAGCACAAGCCUGGCGCUCCAGUCAUGAACACCGAGUUCGGAGGUGUCAACAUUGCACCAGCCAAGAAGGAAGAUGGCGAUAGCCUCGAUUGGGGUUACACUACUGCCACUAACGCCGAUGACCUGGUCGAAAGAAUUGAGCGCCUCGUCAACGGUGUUGUCUUGGGAGGACACUGCUGUGCUUUUGUCUAUACUCAGCUGGCGGAUAUUGAGCAGGAGGUCAACGGACUGUACACUUUCAACCGAGAGGCGAAGUUGGAUGCUUCCAAGGUCAAGGCUGUGAUCGACAAGGCUCUCGGCGCUUACUACAACAGGGUCAAAUAA